UGUUGCUAUGGAAACGCGUGGUUUGUUCCCUGCGCUUGGUUGGGAUGGGGUCCCGAGUUUGGUUCUUUCUGGUCGUGAUUUCGGGACUGGGGCAGCGUAGGGGCCGGGGAGAGGCGAUCCCUUAAAGGGUUGGCCGAGGGUUCCCCAGGAUGGGUCUCUGAGGGGGGGAUCCCAAGGUGAGGUCCCCGAGGACGGAUCCCCAAGGAGAUGCUGGCUCGAGGAGGGUUCCCUAAGGAUGGGGUCCCCAAAGCCGCCGAUGGAAGAGAGGGAAUCCCUUUCCUUGGAAUUUCCCCGCUGGAUCCGAGCCGGUUCUACGCCCUCCCCAAUCCCCCAUUUCCGUGUCCCAUCCCAGUGCUUCCCAAUCCCCUGUAGUGACAUCCCGUGUCCCUCGGCUGUGCCGGGGUGACAGUGACAGAGGGACAUGGCCCUGCCAUGAUUGCUCACCGUGCCCGCGUCCCGAGCUCCCGUGUUCCAGAGCUCUUUCCAUUCCCUCCGGUGUGUGCCUGAGCUGCUGCCCAGAGUGACAUUUCCCAAUUCCCAAGGGUCUCCUCCUGGCCCAGAGGGUCUUUUCCCAUUUCCCGGGGUUCUUUUCCCAUUUCCCGGGGUUCUUUUCCCAUUUCCCGGGGUUCUUUUUCCUAGUCCACGGGGGUCUCCUCCUUUCUUCCAGGGUCUUUUCCCAGUCUCCAAGGACCUUUUCCUGAUCCUGAAAGGGUUAUUUCCCAGUUCCCGUGGUCCCAUGCUCCCUUUCUCCAGUUUCCAGCCCCUUUCCCCAUCCCAGUUACCCUUCCCCGCUGCACUGGGAUGUCUUCUGAGGAAUCCAGGAACCUGGAUUUGGUGUGGGGCUAGGACUUUCAUUAUCCCUUCAGGAAUCGUCCCCUCGUUUAUUGCUGAAUUCCAAGGAUACCACAGCCAGCUCCACCGCCCAGGCGUCCCGGUUAAAACCGGAUUAAUUCCCGGAACCGAGGGAUCCCGUCCCGGAGCCGCCGGUGCCUGCCGGGAGCUGCGAGUGAGAUUUGGGAUGUCCGGGAGGAGUUUCCGGGGACUGAGCCGCCGGACCCGGUGCCGGUUCAUCCCUGGAUCGCGGCGGGAUUCUCGCCGGGAACAGAGUGAAACCGGAACCGGCACCGGCACCGGACGGUUUCUAAGCCAGUUUGGGGCAAGUGGCCUCAAAAUGAGGUCGGGCUGUGACGGGUGGCGGUGCCUCGUCCUGUCUCUGAGUGUCCCAUCCCCCCAGCGGUGGUUGUCCCUGACUGUCCCUGUCCCAAGUCAAUGCCCCAUCAGGGAUGCCCCAGCGACGGGCAGUGCCCAAGCUGACCACACUGUGCCUGCAGAACCUGGCCCAACACAUGCAGAGCUUCUGGGCCAAGGACUACAGUGACAACUACCUGGAUGAGUACAAGUUCCGCUUCCUCGUGGGCCCCUUCAACGACCUGGCCUCAGGGCUGGUGCAGGAGCUGCUGCAGCUGCUGGGGACGAGCCGGCGGUUGUCACGUGCAGCGCUGCACCUGCUGCUGCUGCCACACCUGCGCCAGCUCAGCCUGCGACCCUGCCCCACGCUCGCCAACAACGCCCUGGGGCACCUCAUCGUCCUGCGCUGCCAGGGCCUGACCGUGCUGGACCUGGGGGGCUGCGGGCGGCUCUCGCCAUCCGUGCUGGUGGACCUGGCCGAGGGGCUGCCGCAAUUGAGCCGCCUGGGGCUGGCCCACACCCAGGCCAAUGUCCAGGUGCUCUCGGCCGUGGGCUCCUGCUGUCGCCACCUGCGGGAGCUCGAUGUGAGCGGCUGCAAGAAGGUGACACCGCGUGCCUUGCGGCACUUGGGCUACGACCCCCUGGCACGCACCCCGGGAUGCUCCAUGCUCCGUGUCCUGCUAGCCCGUGACCUGGAGCACGCCGGGGAUGGGAACAUGGUGGCUGCUGUGGCCUUCCUGCUGCUGGCCCUGCCAUACCUGGAGGUGCUGGCACACAGUGCCCUGCCGGAUGCGCUCCGGCUGCUCCACUCGCGGCAGCUGGACGGCACCAAGGACUCAGAGGGUUUCCCCUCUCUGAAGGAGCUGGCUGCGGCAGAGGGACCCUUGCUCAUGCUGGCCCUGCGGCACCUGGAGGAGGUGGAGGAGGAUGUCCUGUGCACCGUCCGUGCCGUGUGUCCCAGGGCUGAGGAGGUCAGCGUGUGGCUGGGGGACAGUCCCAGCCCCUCAGUGCUUCAGGAGUUGCAGGGCUGGAAGUGCCUGUCCCGGCUGACGCUGGGCUGCUCUGGGCGGCACGGCCGGGCACUGGCAGAGGUGCUGCCCCUGGCACAGGGCCUGGGCACUCACCUGCACACCCUGACCCUGCACGGCUUCAGCUGCCGUGACCCGCUCUCGCUGCCCACAUUGCUCGCCAGCUGCCCCUGCCUGCAGAGCUUCAGCGCUGAGCUGGAAGUUCCACCGGAUCCCCACGCUCACGACGAGCCUCCCGAGGAACCCCCAGACUCGCCACCAGGCUGGGCCACCGACCUGCUGCCCCGCGGGCUACCCCGGCUCCAGAGCUUCUCGCUGACCCUGGCCGGACCCGUGCCGGCCGCGCACCGGCCAGUGCUGAGCUCUACGCUGGCCUCGCUGCUGUGCGAGGCCCCUCAGCUGCGGACCCUGCGCCUGCUGGCCGUGCCCUUCCCUCUGGAUUCGGUGCUGGAGCCGGCGCUGGCAGGGCCCGCGCUGCAGGAGCUGCGGGAGCUGUCGCUGGCCGAGAGCCGCGUGUCCCCCGGUGCCGUGUGGCAACUGCUGGGCUCCGACGGGCCCCUGCGGCGCCUGGACCUGUCCCGCUGCCCUGACAUCCACCGGCGUGACUACGACAGCUUCCAGCAAGCCGUGAGGAAGCAGCGGCUGGAUCUGGACAUCAGCUGGGAGUAGCGGCGCGUGUGACGCCGGGGUUUUUAAUAAAAUUCGCGUUUACACCUGG
Messenger RNA from Cinclus cinclus, 2934 nucleotides. RefSeq lists its product as uncharacterized. Gene Ontology annotation, cellular component: SCF ubiquitin ligase complex. The record is from RefSeq and is a predicted model, not a curated record. Lineage: Eukaryota; Metazoa; Chordata; Aves; Passeriformes; Cinclidae. Gene Ontology annotation, biological process: SCF-dependent proteasomal ubiquitin-dependent protein catabolic process. The coding region runs from base 1284 to 2885 and encodes 533 amino acids. Gene Ontology annotation, molecular function: protein binding. The transcript is spliced from 4 exons.